AUGGCACUGAAAAAGGUAGCUUAUGGGGCCGUUUCCAAUAAUGAUGUUAGCUAUUCAAAUAAAACUAUCGAGGAUCUGAGGUCAGUUUUCAUUAUUGAGAAAUAUGAAAAACAACAAGAUCUAAUUAUGCAUUUAACUAGAUCUGUUGAAAUACUUACAAAGAAGGAAAAAGAACCAUGUCUAGUUGGCAUAAACAUUCCAGAGAAAUCUACGGAUGAUGAAUCUGCUACUGCCGAUAUGCUUUUAGCAGAAAACAUUGUAGUUGUCGCUGGCUUCAAGACUGAAUUUAUUAAGGAGGUUCGUCGUCAUGGAAGAAAGGGGACAGGGAGGCCACGAGUACUUAAAAUUCGUCUCGAAGAUAAACAAAUGGCCAUUUCUGUUUUGCGUAACAAAGAUGUGCGCUCGAUCGUGCUCUUCCCUCUGGAAGUUCCUCUGGAAGUUUUCCCUCUGGAAUUCCCUCUGGGAAAUUUUUUGCGAAAAGAUCUGACGAAAAGAGAAUUAUUGCUAGAUAAAUAG
Dracunculus medinensis (Guinea worm) is the source of this 516-nucleotide messenger RNA. NCBI's taxonomy places the organism in Eukaryota, Metazoa, Nematoda, Chromadorea, Rhabditida, Dracunculidae. The record is from the annotation of a GenBank genome assembly.